AGUUGCAGAGAGAAAGCAGCUGCGAGCUCAUGGGCGGACCUUUUGUCUAGUUUUUCUCUCUCAUUCGCUGCCUGCGCUGUCAAUCAAUGCACUUCCCGACAGCUCGGAUGUGACGUAGCAGCUGUUCAGACUUACCGGAAGUUCCAGCCGUGCAGCGCAGUAGCAUAUCAACAGUGUAACUUUACCUCCUAAACACGUUAAACUUGUAAGUUUUGGUUCUUUUUCCACCACAUGGCGUACCCAGGAUACGGCGGGUAUGGAGGCCCGAUGCCAGGCAUGCCGGCUCAGGGGAUGCCACCCCAAGGAAUGCCAAUGGGAGGCCCCAUGGGAGGCCCUAUGCCUGGACACAUGGGUGGGCCAAUGGGAGGCGCCCCACCUCAGGGAGGAUAUUCCCCUUAUGGAGGAGGCUAUCCAGGCUCUUUUGGUGCCCAACCCCCCGCUGCCAAUGAUCCAAUGUGGGGUUACUUCACGGCUAUAGCGGGCCAGGAUGGUGAAAUCGACGCAGAGGAGCUCCAGAGGUGUCUAACACAGUCUGGUUUCAGUGGCAGCUACACCCCCUUCAGCAUGGAGACGUGCAGAAUCAUGAUUGCAAUGCUGGACAGUCACCAGAGGGACUUCACUGGAAAGAUGGGCUUCAACGAGUUCAAGGAGCUGUUUACGGCUCUGAACGGCUGGAAGCAGAACUUCAUGAUGUUUGACCGGGACCACAGUGGAACCGUGGAACCUCACGAGAUGUCUCAGGCAAUCACUGCCAUGGAAGAACCACAUCCCCUUCUGCAAAGCUUCUGGAAGCUGUGGCCCAUCACUGGCGCUCCUGGAGCUGUGGCAGGCUACCGAGUCAGUCCCCAGGCUCUCAAUGCAAUCAUAAAGCGCUACAACAAAGGGGGCAGGAUCUUCUUUGAUGACUACGUGGCCUGCUGUGUCAAACUGCGAGCUCUCACAGACAACUUCAGACGGAGAGAUACCAUGCAGCAGGGGUCUGUCACCUUCCAGUAUGAUGACUUUAUCCUGUGCACAAUGGCCAUCUAAGUGCUGCCAUCUGCACUGCACCACCAGGUCAGCACGUUUAUGUGCCAGUCAGCGGCUGAUUCUGGAUCAGAACCUCACAGGAAUACAAAGGGAGGCCAGUAUAAGACUGAGCGGCUGCGAGUCGCGUCAGAAAAGUACUCAUUGCUUGUAACGCUUAGUGUAACGCUUUAGUCUUGUAUGUAACACAGGGAUGUGCUGAAGAUGUAUCCGGUGCACACAUAUAUACACACAGUAUGUAUCCAUAUUAGAGG
This is a messenger RNA of Amphiprion ocellaris (clown anemonefish), 1280 nucleotides long. It is a transcript of the gene gca, whose product is annotated as grancalcin. The record is from RefSeq and is a predicted model, not a curated record. Gene Ontology annotation, molecular function: calcium ion binding. Lineage: Eukaryota; Metazoa; Chordata; Actinopteri; Pomacentridae. The coding region runs from base 232 to 1029 and encodes 265 amino acids. The transcript is spliced from 9 exons.